Messenger RNA from Astyanax mexicanus (Mexican tetra), 4620 nucleotides. RefSeq names its product zinc finger protein 644a (gene znf644a). The transcript is spliced from 6 exons. Gene Ontology annotation, molecular function: RNA polymerase II cis-regulatory region sequence-specific DNA binding; DNA-binding transcription factor activity, RNA polymerase II-specific. Bases 143 to 3682 code for a protein of 1179 amino acids. Gene Ontology annotation, biological process: regulation of transcription by RNA polymerase II. The record is from RefSeq and is a predicted model, not a curated record. NCBI's taxonomy places the organism in Eukaryota, Metazoa, Chordata, Actinopteri, Characiformes, Acestrorhamphidae. Gene Ontology annotation, cellular component: nucleus.
GUGGUCUCAUCCAUGCAUGGACCAUCGCGCAAAACAUGGCGGCUUCGCAAUGGAUGGAAGGAUCGAGCGAGGAGGAAUGAAAUGAUUUCGGUUCGGUGCUGUUGUUGUCUGUUUCUGCGGCUGAAAGAUACAUUCUGGAGGCAUGUCUGCUUUGGAGGAGAACACCAACAUAGAUGAACAUGAUGUCUCCAUAUCAGAAAUCUCAGAGAAUAUGUUAAGCACCCAGACAUUCUCUCUUGGUGGAAGUGUGUUAGAACCAUCGAUGCAGUGCUCACGUGAGAACAUGACACCAAACGGUGACCAAGCAGAUCUCCUCACGCACGUCCGUUUUAUUGAGUCCAUCUGCGCCGAUGGGCCCGCCAAAGCUGCUUAUGUCAAUGGAUCGGCUUCGCCCAAUAUUUCAGAUGAAAUUCUGUUAGAUAUCUCCAAAAAUGUGCCAGGGUUCCUGCCCAAAUCACUGGCCACACAAAAUUCUACAGUCGCCACCAGCGUCCAGUUUGAAGAAUGUGAUCCACUUAGGAAGGACGGUGAAAUGACCAUUAGACAGAUGUUAACUGCUGAAGAUGUUGAAAAUCGAGGCAUAUGGGGCUUUGAUGAAGAAACUCCAGAGAACUCGCUUGACUGUUAUGAUGAUGGUAAUGACCUGAGCUGGAAUCCACACAAAGAGUUUAUGAAGUUCUUGCUGGAGGAUCCUGAUCGUACUGAACCUGAGGAGAAGGUGCCCACUAUCCAGCCAGCUGUUAACAAUAGGAGGAGAAAGCGUAAAAUGGACAUGGUGGUGAUGGUAGAUCCUUCAGAAGAGCCCUACAUAGAGUUUGACUCUGAAUCACAAAACGAUCACUUGGGUGAAGGCAGCCAAACACCAUACUCAAACGGAACUGCAGUGGCCUUGAAACACCUUUUUCCUAAACCAGCAAAAAACAGGAAGGGUCAGAAGGGGUUGGAGUUGGAGGACGAAACAGUGUUUUUCCCAAGUAAUAGCAAAUGGAAUGCGAAAUCGAAUUCACAGAGGCACUCAAAAAAACAUUUAUAUGCUCCAGAUCUGUCGCCAUUCAUAUGCAAAGAGUGUGGAAGGUCAUUUUUUGAUCACAACUCGUUUUUAAAACACAUAACUGUCCACAAAAAGAAGAGCCGGAAGGUCAAGGAAACCGUUGGACUUAAAGACGAGGGCAGAGAUGCAAGUUUACAGUGUCCACAGUGCACUUUUGGAACCAACUGCCCCAACAAGUUUGUGCAGCAUGCGAAAAGCCAUGAGAAAGACAAGCGGUACUAUCGAUGUCAAAAGUGCCAUUUUAUGGCACUGAAUGAACCUGAGCUAAAGGGUCAUUUGCUUACGAAGCAUCGAGUCACAGAAGCUCAGUAUCUAGUAAUGGACAAACAAGAAAGUUUACAGGAACAGAAUGUCUGUGCAUCAGAUAGCAACGCAACAGCAAUGUCUUUCACCUGUAAGCUGUGUUAUUUUAAAACAAAAAACAAGAACAUCAUUAAAAAUCAUUUCGAGGUUUUUCACCGGAAGGACUUAAAGGAAGAUCUGACAGAAGGUGUACACUUCACGUGCAGUUCAGAAAAAAACGAGAAGAUGGCACAGCCUUCCUCAUUAUGCAAGUUGCCCAGUGUAGGUUCACAGUCGCCAGAGAGGGAAACAAAACGAUUACAGCCUGAAGACUGUAGGAAAAAACAGAGCGCUAAAUCUAAUCAAGUAACAGAAAGGCACAAAGCACGAAAACGAAAAGAGGUGGCAAAUAAAAAAGUGACCAAAAAUGGAUCUAGGGUUUACAAAUCCAUCAACACUCUUCUAUCUCGAAAAAGACGUAACCAGCAGACAACCUCCAAAACUGACACUAACAAAAAAACUGACAAUAAGAGUCUUACAGCUCUAGAGAGUCUAGAGUCUGAUAAAUGCUGCAGUGAUGAGGAUUCCCUUGAUCUCGAAACCACACAGUCUGGGAAAGAGGGUCUCAAAUCAUCUUCUAGGUUAAAGGGGGAUCUUUUUGCCCUCAAGAAGAGGAGUUCAAAUGGCACUUUGAAGUCUAGUGGAAGUGGUGGUACAUGUGAAGAGGUUAGCAAUAAUGGCGACAGUCCCCAAGAACAGAAAUCAAGAGGCAAGUUCAAACAUUUGGCCAAGCCAUCGUUGAAGAAAUCUCCUUCCAAAAGGAAAUUGUCCACUCCAUUCCACAACAUGCAAGGCCAAGAUAUCCUAAUUGACUUUCCCAAAUGUAAGCAAAAACUGAAGAAAAAGAUCAGCCCAGAAAAGAGCAAGGUUUUGAACGUUGAGGAGGAUGAUUUAGUUUAUGAUUCCAGCUUCCACCUUACAGAAAAAAGUGAUGUCCAAGACGGUUUGUAUAUCAACAGCAAGUAUUCACGCAAGCGUUCUUCUCCAGCGAAGGGAAGCCCACGUGCCUCUAGUGGAUACUUUGUCGAAGACCUAAGCUCCCCGCAGAAAUGUUCCAUCAAAGAAGAAUUCUUGGAAGAGACGUUGUGUGAUGAAGCAGUGAAUAGUGAGGAUGAUAUAGAAUUUGACCUGGACCUGAAAUCCUGCCCGUACUGUCCUGCUGAAUUCGAGUCAGGGAUUAGUCUCUCCAACCACAUUAGAGGGCAUUUACACAGAGAGGGUUUGAGCAGUGGUGAACAUCAUGAAGCAGCAGUAGCCCAGAUGGUAUCCCCUAAAAAAGUGCCUCAGGUUCGGCGAAGACUGGCUGCAAUGUCUCGAGUUAAAAAGGAGAACAGCCAGGCUGAGGCCGGGAAAACGUCAGAGGAACAGACAGAGCUCACCUGUCCACUAUGUAGGGAAUGGUUUAUCUCAAGGAUCGGACUGUCCAAUCACGUUCGGGGACACCUGAAACGGCUAGGAAAGACGUCCUCGGCUGCGUACCGGUCACCUAUCAAGGCACUGAAGGAACUGAUGCGUGACAAGAAGCAGUUCAACAUGAAGUUACAGGCUCUGGAAAAGAAAUGCAGAGCCUCGAAUAAAUUAUCUCCUUUUAGAGUCAGUAAUGGCCUCAUCUAUUCUAACGCCAAAGUGCAGCGCUUUGCACAUAGUGGCAAACAGCACAGACAGAUCUCUUCUCCAUCGGGAGAUGAAAAGAAAAGGACAGAGAUGAAAGAUGUGAUGAAAGGAUCACCAUCCAGUGAUCUUAUAGGAAUUUUAAAGAAGAGGCGCGCUCAUGAGGAGGCCAAAGUGAAGAGCUCAUUCCAGACAGCGAGGAAGGCUCUUCUUCUUUCUCCAAUUAAAGAGCGAGGUCCAGCACUACAUCAAUGUAAAGCACUGCAUAACUCAGUAUCAGUUUCAGAUAAAGGUGAACACAGCAGAAAGGUGUGCGCUCACUGUAAUACAUCAUUCCACAGUGGAGUUAGCCUGUCCAAUCACCUGCGAGCGUAUACACGCAGAAAAAGAAACACGCUUACUGAAGGAACGACUCAUGACUGUAAACAGAGGAAGCAGAGGUCAAGAAAGAAGAACUUUGGGUUCCACACUCCAGAAGAAAUCUACAGACUCACCUGCAGGUUUUGUGAUCUAGUCUUCCAGGGCCCGCUGUCCGUACAGGAGGACUGGGUGAAGCAUUUACAGAGACAUAUAAUGAACACUGCUGUACCACGCACAGGCGCGGGCAUGGUGGAGGUUACCUGCUUCCCUAAAGAGCCCAGCUCGGACACAGAAUCGCAGGCCAAGCCGUCCUCCUGAGCCCAGCACGCAUAGCGGAUUUCCCACUGUCCAUAAAAUGUAAUGUAAUUGUAAAUGAUUUUACUUCCCCCGCCAGUUUGUAUGAUUUUGAAUACCAAGGAAUUUGAAAUUUUCACUUUCUCUCUCAACGCACAGCGACGUUCAGCCCUUAACACACAGCUGUCUUUUUAUAUUGUUACAUUGUCCUGGUAUUUUAUAUGACGCAUAAAUAAUAGUGCUCAUGGUGGGUGAUUUUUUUUUGUUUGUUUGUUUGUUUGUUUUGGUUUUAUUUUAUUUUUUUUCCAACCGAGACCAACACCAAAAGACAACUGUUUACCUCAGACACUUCACACACCUUCUCAAGAUGGGUUUUAGGAUUUUAUGGAACUGCGAAUAGGCUCAACAAAACCUGAAAUAAUACUGUAUUCAUUUUAUUACAGUUGUUUUUAAGCUUUUAUUUGUUUUUACUUACUUUUCAACCCAGUUAAACCUUUUAUUCUCACACUCACUCAGUGAUUAUGUAUGGUGCAAAUGUAUAGGAAAAAAAAGUAGAUAUAUUUACUUUAUGAUUUUUUUUUUGUUUCGUUACAUACGAUUUAUGUUAAACAAACUGGUCUAUCAUUAUUGAGAGACUUAAACUGAUUUAUUUAGUAUGUGUGUCAUGACUUCAUUUCAUUAUUACACCUGACAGGGUUUAUUUGUUUUUAUCUUGUUUAUUUGGGUCACUUUUGGGUCAUCCCGUCACCUCAUUUUGAUAUCAUACACAAAAGUCUGAAAUGUAAAGUUCUGUUAUUUGUGCUGGAAAAAAGAACCAUUAACUGUUACUUAUAUUUGCAGUUAUUUUUACUGUUAUUUUUGUUAUAAACAUUUUUAAAUAAUUUAUGUCAAAAUGUAAAUCUUGAAAGAUUUUUGGUUGUGCAGAAUAAAAACGUUCUGUUGUUUUUUUUGGAUGUCUUUAA